UCUUCCUGCUCCUUCCUGUUAGUUAGUUCCUGCCGUUGCCGCUGCUGUCGUUCUAUCGCACGUUAGCACGAUGACCGGUUCAAACGGUAAAAAGAGCCCUUCCUCCGGUGUGAUGGACUGGAUCGGUUCAGCUUGUCGGUUUGCAUCAGACAGAAACGACUUCAGAAGGAAUCUUCUGGUCAACUUGGGUUUGUUUGCAGCCGGUGUUUGGGUCGCAAGGAAUCUCUCAGAUUUUGACCUGAUGUCUCCUCAGCCUGUGACAUAACGAUCAAAAAUACAGCACCACCAGAACCAGGAUGAUGGUGUCUUGGACCAACAAAGAGGAACAUGAAUAAACAAUCAUGAAACUUU
Messenger RNA from Lates calcarifer (barramundi perch), 351 nucleotides. It is a transcript of the gene tomm6, whose product is annotated as translocase of outer mitochondrial membrane 6 homolog (yeast). The record is from RefSeq and is a predicted model, not a curated record. Gene Ontology annotation, cellular component: mitochondrial outer membrane translocase complex. NCBI's taxonomy places the organism in Eukaryota, Metazoa, Chordata, Actinopteri, Centropomidae. The coding region runs from base 71 to 265 and encodes 64 amino acids. The transcript has 3 exons.